GUGCAACCCGACUCCCCACUUCUUCGUCGGGUAUGCAGCAGAGAAAAGGCCCUCAAGGUUCCAUCACAAAGCCAAUUGCUCCAUUCAAGCAGCGUCGAGUCUUUGACGACCAUAUCCGCCUCUGAUAUCUCCAUACAUCUUCGUCACCGCGUCCUCGCUCCCCCGCCCCCGUGCCCUCCUCCCACGAAGGCCCGGCACGCUUGGUUAGACCGUCUACAGCCUCUCCCCCGAAGGCCCUACGUCAAAUAGCAAAAACGAUGGCCGCCACCGGCACGGCAGCAGCCUCGGCCGACGCGACGGCGCCGAGAAAGACGCCGCUCGAGCACCCCACGGCGGACAGCAGGCGGGCGCCCCGGGCGGAGCUGACGGCGGAGCAGACGGCCAAGUACGAGGCGCUGCUGGACAAGGCACGCAGCUACAGCGACGUCAACUGCGACGAGAAGAAGGCGGCGGCGGCGGCGGCGGCGGCGGCGGCGGCGGCCGGUGGCGUCAGCGACAAGGACGACAACAACAACACCGGGGAGAGGCGGCGGUCGGGCCCCGUGACGGAGGCGGAGCGGGCGUGGCUCACGCGCGAGUGCCUGCUGCGGUACCUGCGGGCGACCAAGUGGAACGUCGAGGACGCGUCGCGGCGGCUGCAGGCGACGCUGGCGUGGCGGCGCGAGUACGGGCUCGAGGGUCUGACGGCGGCGUACAUCUCGCCGGAGCAGGAGACGGGCAAGCAGAUGGUGGCGGGCUUCGACCGCGAGGGCCGCCCCUGCCAGUACCUCAACCCGGGCAGGCAGAACACGGACGCGAGCCCGCGCCAGAUCCACCACCUCUUCUACAUGGUGGAGCGCGUCGUCGACGUGAUGCCCGCGGGCGUCGAGUCGCUGAGCCUGCUCAUCAACUUCAAGCCCAGCAAGCAGAGGCAGAACACGAGCGUGCCCAUCUCGACGGCCAGGGAGGUGCUGCACAUUUUGCAGAAUCAUUACCCGGAGCGCCUGGGCAAGGCGCUCAUUAUCAACGUCCCGUGGAUCGUCCAGUGCUUCUUCAAAAUCAUCACGCCCUUCAUCGACCCCGUCACGCGCGGCAAGCUCAAGUUCAACGAGGACAUGCGCCAGUACGUGCCGCCGGAGCAGCUGUGGAGCGCCGACUGGAACGGCGACAUGGACUUUGAGUACGACCACGACGUGUACUGGCCGGCCUUCAACGACCUGUGCCGCGGCCGCCGCGAGGCCAAGAUGGCGCGGUGGCGGGCCGCGGGCGGCGUCGUGGGCGAGUCGGAGGACUACCUCGCGGGGGGCACCGACGUGAGCGUUUCGGGGUUCCGAUACGAGGGGGACUCGGCGGCGGCGGCGGCGGUCACACCGGCGGCUGACAUGGUCGAAACGGCAAACGGAGACGGCAAGAGCGGCGACGGGCACGCGGAUGGCGUGGAUAUCGUGCGAGAGAAGAUGGAGGCGGCAGUGCUGACCGACGGUAAUGGUACGGCGAGGGAGCACGAGGUGACUGGCGGCGCGGCAUGA
Molecule: messenger RNA, 1508 nt
Organism: Purpureocillium takamizusanense
Lineage: Eukaryota; Fungi; Ascomycota; Sordariomycetes; Hypocreales; Ophiocordycipitaceae
Gene: PDR16
Product: Phosphatidylinositol transfer protein (PITP)
Exons: 2
Coding region: 258-1508 (416 amino acids)
Molecular function (GO): phosphatidylinositol transfer activity
Source: RefSeq, a predicted model, not a curated record